Molecule: messenger RNA, 2190 nt
Organism: Amborella trichopoda
Lineage: Eukaryota; Viridiplantae; Streptophyta; Magnoliopsida; Amborellales; Amborellaceae
Product: serine/threonine-protein kinase VIK
Biological process (GO): protein phosphorylation
Molecular function (GO): ATP binding; protein serine/threonine kinase activity; protein binding
Source: RefSeq, a predicted model, not a curated record
UUUCUCAGAAAAUGGCAAUAAACAAGCCCUAAACCUUAAUUUUUACCCCCAUUUCCAGUUAAUCUUAUCCCUUUUUUCCCACCAUUUUCGAUCAAUUCGAGGUCACCUCGUCUUAACAGUCCUUUGAUAGGUCCGAAACCUUUAUUUGUUCUUACAUUGCGACGACAAUGGUUGGUUUUCACUGUUAUUCAACCAAUCCGGUUCUUACACCCGAGUCCUUGUUCUCUAUAAAUUGUUUUACUGAUUGUCGCUUUAGUUUAGCCCUUUUAGGAUUUGAUUUGGAUUUUAGGGUUUCCUCCUGUUAUUUCUUUUUUGGCUUGAGCUCAGGAGCUUUAGGAAUUCAUGGAGGAGUGUCCAACACCAUCAUUUAAGGGGAUUGAAUUGGAUGGUCCAUACCGGCUUCUGCAUUGUUCAAGCAGAGGAGAUCGGGAUGGUGUGAUUCAGGAAAUAAGGAAAGGCGUAUCCCCAAAUGUGUCAGAUUAUGACAAAAGGACUGCUCUUCACUUGGCGGCCUGUGAGGGCUGCACUGAUAUUGUUGAGUUGCUUCUUGAGAAUCAAGCUGAUGUCAACUCUAUGGAUCGUUGGGGUCACACACCUUUAACAGAUGCUUACAGCUCUGGUCAUGAGGAGAUCUGCAGGUUAUUGGAGGGAAGAGGUGGAAUUGAUCCAGUGAGACUUGAUUCUGCACCAUGUUGUGAGAUUGAUCAAAGUGAGGUGGACAUGUAUGGUAAACAGCUUAUUGGAGAGGGUUCUUUUGGAGAAGUUUAUUUAGUGAAGUGGCGAGGUACGGAAGUGGCUGCAAAGACUAUUCGUUCUUCCAUUGCAUCAAAUCCACGGGUCAAUUAUACCUUCAGGAAGGAAUUUUCCCUGUGGGCUAAGUUGCGUCACCCCAACAUAGUACAGUUUCUUGGUGUUCUAAAGCACACUGAACGCCUAACCUUCCUCACUGAAUAUCUCCAAAAUGGAAGUUUAUAUGACAUCCUAAAGAAGAAAGGGAGACUUGAUCCUCGUACAGCUGUAUCAUAUGCUUUAGAUAUUGCCAGAGGCAUGAAUUAUCUCCACGAACAUAAGCCGUACCCUAUAAUACAUCGUGAUCUGACUCCGAGGAAUGUCUUGCUAGAUGAUUCAGGACACCUUAAGGUUACAGAUUUUGGUCUAAGCAAGAUAGCCCAAGAAAAGCGUUCGCUUGGCUCAUACAAGAUGACAGGAGGGACUGGGUCAUAUCGUUAUAUGGCACCUGAAGUUUAUCGCCGGGAAUCAUAUGGAAAAAGUGUUGAUGUCUUCUCCUUUGCCUUAAUUCUACAUGAGUUGUUUCAAGGGGGGCCCUCAAACAUGUCUGAACCACCAGAGGCAAUUGCAGAUAAGCGAGCAUAUGAGCAUUCACGACCAUCUCUCUCAGCGCUCUUCUACCCAGAAGACAUUAAGUCGCUUUUAAGGCAAUGUUGGCAUAAGAACCCCAAUCUGCGGCCCUCCUUUGAGACUAUCAUCACCCAGUUGGAGGCAAUUCAAGACUGUCAAAAAAGAAAGGCUAAAGCCAUGGGCAAGUGUGCAUCAGCAUCAUGUUGUGUUAUAUUAUAGUCCUCUGGACUUUCUAUUAAAAGUUGUGGUUAGGUUCUUUUUGGCUGUGUUGCCUCUAGUAGAUGGAAACAAGGAGCCGGGAAAAAAAAAACCGAUAAGAAAGAGUAGAUCAGCCUGGUUUGGCUAUGGUGCAAACUACAAAGGUUGAUUGUUUCGCCUCCCUCUUGUAGACAUGGCAUCUUAUGACUAAGCCAAAGCUUGAGGGACAGGAUAUGAUGAUGAUUGGGUUUGAUAAGAAGCCUGAAAGGGACAUUGUUCCAGAACCAGUUUGUGGUCGUUUUGGCCAAUUUGUAUGUAUUUGGAGCAUCAAUGGCAUUUUGGCCACCUUAAGUGGGGCUACUAAUAUUUUUCGAGAGUGACCGAACCAUGUUUGGGUUAAUACUUGUUUCCUUUUUCACAUGGAAAGGAAUUGGGGUUGCAAAACUUGGGAGUGAUACAUUGUCCCAAGUUCUGAUUAUUAAUAUUAUAUUGGUGGAUUGGUUGGAAUUCCAUCCUUAAUUCAUAGUUUUUUAUUUUCUUCUUUUUUGAAAUGAGGAAAACAUACUAUGUUCCACAUUACCAUAGAAAAUUUGUAUGGUUAUGUAUUGUAUUACCUUCCGAAAUAUGGAUGGU